Molecule: messenger RNA, 2957 nt
Organism: Pseudo-nitzschia multistriata
Lineage: Eukaryota; Bacillariophyta; Bacillariophyceae; Bacillariales; Bacillariaceae
Source: the annotation of a GenBank genome assembly
CUCUCGUGGGACCGACGCUCGUUGCACUUCGUACCAUGUACCGGUAAAUAGCUACUUAAUGUCGAGUCCUGAAUAAAUCCCGUAGCAGAAAUACGUGUACGGUACAAAAAAUAUGAGAGUCCUUGCAAACAAAACCGGUUUGAAAUUUCAGUUCGAAUCACUGUAAUCUGAUUUUUUCGCAAGACAGUAGCGCUUUUCCUAAAGUAAUACAGUAAUGACGACAGACUGACCACAAUAGUAAUAACAAAAUGACGUCCAGGGAUACUCGUUUAGCGUUUGAGUUGGAAGGAACAGAGUUAGAUGAACUCGAAGCUUUGAAUGGAAGAGAAAUAUCGGAGGAUUCCAAAGCAACAAAACCAAGGAGUAUCAAUUGUCUUCAAUUUGCCGAGUUCUUGAAAUAUCACUACCGAUGUAAUAAGCGUUCCAAUAAAGCUAAACUCAUAUUGGCCGUUGCAAUAUUGAUAGGAAUAUGCAGUGUUUAUUAUUCCGGAUUUUUUCCCUCAAAGGGCAACAAACAUCCACCAAUUGCACGCAGAGAAGAAGACCGGGUAAUUUAUGCAGGCGCGCCACCUCCGGGGUGGGAUAUGCAGGUUCCACGACAGGCCGUAGAUUCUCCACAUCCACUUAUCAAUCCCCCCAUAGCCGUGAAUGAUCCUUAUGGUUGGAUGCGUGAUGAGACUCGAUCGAAUCCAGAGGUCCUGCGGCAUUUGAAAGACAACAACGAAUACACCGAAUCCAAAACAAAACACUUGAAGAAAUUGAAAGAGUCGUUGUACAACGAAAUGAAAUCCUUCAUGCUAGAAACUUCUCAUUCUUUUCCGAAUCUGAUAGGGGAUUAUUACUAUUACCGACGAACUAUUAAAGGAAAGCCUUAUCCAUUGCAUGUGAGAGCUCCAAAGCCUUUGCCACCACCAAGUGACAAUGAGAACAAAAGUGAAUUCUAUGCUAAUUUUCUGAAAAAAUAUCUUACUCUUUGGGACGGAUCGCAAUCCACACCGAUACUCCCAAAUGAAGUUGUGUAUCUCGACGAAAACAAACUAGCCGAUGGUUUCGAAUAUUUCGAUGUUGGAUCACUAGAAAUUUCGCCCUCCGGAGAUCUGGUGGCGUACACGGUUGACACGCAAGGGAAUGAAUUCUACGAACUGAUUAUCCAACGAUUCGACAAUGGAGACAGUCUUCGAAUAGAGGAUUCUCAGAACGACGGUAGUGGUUCACCAAUAAUUAUCAGCAACGACAUUGUAUGGGGCACCGACGAUAUAACACUGUUUUACACAAAAACAGAUGAGGCGGGGCGUCCUUAUCAAGUCUUUUGUCGAACAUUCGUAAACGAAAAAGUGUCAGAAGAAGAGCUGAUUUUUGAAGAACUGGAAAGCUUGUACUACGUAGGCAUUGGCAAGACAGCUGAUGAAAACUACUUACUCAUCUACAAUGGUUCCUUCGAGUCAAGUGAAGUUCAUUAUAUUGACAUUUCGGUAGGAUCUACUUUUUCAAAGUCGCCUUUGAUUAUUGCCGAUCGAAUACCAGACACUACGUACUAUGUUGAACACUACAAAGGUAACUGGUUGAUAAAUUCAAAUGUUGGAACCGGUAGCGACAUGCAACUCUGGAAAUCGAAAGUUAACGAUGACUCGGAAUGGUCACGUCUUACGGACCCAAAGAGCGGCAAACCCUUGCUCGAUGGGAUUCCGAUUGAGGGUUUUGAUGUAUUCGAGAAAUAUUUAGUGAUUCAAGGUCGUAUUAAUGGUUUAAUGCAACUAUGGGUCGCCGAAGUUGAUGAUGAUUCUAAUGUUAUCCGCCUGGAACAGUUGAAGUGGAAUGCCGAGCCCGCAUAUUCUAUUGGUAUGGGUUAUAAUGAAAAUUAUAAUGCAUCCUCUAUAUUGGUCAAUUAUGAGUCUCUUGUAAGUAAUCCAUACGAUUGGAAACAGGAAUUUGAUUUCCUUUCGCUGCAAUUUUGUGUUCGAGCAUUUCUCACCCUACUUUGUCAUCUUGCAAGACGACUCCCUUGCAAUACGUGCAAGUAGACCUCCGUGAACCUUCCAAUAACGACAAGCGAAUAAUUGUGAUGACGAAACCUACCCCAAACUAUGAAAGUGACAGAUAUGUUUGUGAUCGAAUAACCGUUACUUCCCGUGACGGCAAGACUGAAAUCCCAGUAUCCUUGGUCUACUUGAAAUCGACGAUGGAACAAGCAAUUUUACCCCAAUCUUACGUUCCGCUCCAUCUUUAUGCAUAUGGCGCUUACGGUGAGAGCAUCGAGGACACUUUCUCUUCUGUUCGAAUGACAUUAGUCAAUCGUGGUAUCAUAUACGCGAUCGCACAUGUCCGAGGCGGCGGUGAGCUAGGCAGGCAGUGGUACGAGAAUGGCAAGUUCUUGAUGAAAACGAAUACGUUCAAUGACUUCAUCGACGUAGGUCGUCACUUCGUCGAAACUAAAAGCUGGACCACUCCAAGUUUAAUGUCUUGCGAAGGAAGGUCUGCGGGUGGUUUGACCAUAGGUUCCGUCUUGAAUCAAGCUCCGGAUCUUUUUCGUGUAGCUUUAUUAGGUGUUCCGUUUGUUGAUUUGGUAGCCACUAUGGCCGACGCUUCGAUUCCUCUCACCGCGGGAGAGUGGGAAGAAUGGGGAAAUCCAAACGAGGAGUAUUUCUUUCAAUACAUGAUGGAUUAUAGCCCGAUGAAUAAUAUCCAAGCCGGUGUAGAGUAUCCCAGUUGCCUGAUAAAAGCGGGACUCUAUGACCCACGCGUUGCUUACUGGGAGCCACUCAAAUAUACUGCAAGUCUACGACAUGGAGUAUCGAACGACGACGAAAACCGACCAAUUUGCCUACAAACAGACAUGGCAGCAGGUCAUUUCAGUGCUAGUGACCGGUACAAACAUAUCCGAUCCACAGCGUUCGACUAUUCGUUCCUCUUGUGGCAACUCGGAUUUACUUCGUGAUGAAUAAAAUCGCCUAAAUGCC